Acanthochromis polyacanthus (spiny chromis) is the source of this 2246-nucleotide messenger RNA. It is a transcript of the gene kbtbd4, whose product is annotated as kelch repeat and BTB (POZ) domain containing 4. Lineage: Eukaryota; Metazoa; Chordata; Actinopteri; Pomacentridae. The transcript is spliced from 5 exons. Gene Ontology annotation, molecular function: protein binding. The coding region runs from base 104 to 1675 and encodes 523 amino acids. The record is from RefSeq and is a predicted model, not a curated record.
AAUCACUUUACGGCUGCUCCCUGAAAAAGUUUAUUUGCUUCCUUGUCAACAGUUCAGCUGGUUCUGAAUGAUAAAGUAGUGGGGAUACAGGUGAGCAGCAAAGAUGGAGUCCAGCGAGGAGGGUGGCCUCAGCGUCGGAGGCUCUGUGGGAGAGGAGAACUACUUCCUGGGAUACACGUUCACUGAUCGCUCUCACUCGAGCCGAGUGGUGAAGAGCAUCAUGGAUCUGUGCCUGGAGGACGGCCUGUUCGCUGACGUCACCGUCACCGUGGAUGGCAAAGAGUUUCACCUCCACCGGCUGGUCCUCUCAGCACAGAGCAGCUUCUUCCGUUCGAUGUUCACGUCCAACCUGAAAGAGUCCCACAACCGCACUAUUGAGCUGAAGGAUGUCAGCGCCACUGUCUUUCAGCUGCUGAUUGACUAUAUCUAUCACGGUAUGAUAAAGCUGAGGGUGGAGGAGCUGCAGGACACCUAUGAAAUGGCUGACAUGUACCAGCUGACUGCUCUGUUUGAAGAAUGCUCUCGCUUCCUCUCACGAACCGUGGAGGUCAAGAACUGUUUACAGGUGAUGUGGCUCGCAGACAGACACAGUGACCAGGAGUUGUAUACUGCUGCCAAGCGCUGUGCUAAAAUCCACCUGGCUCAGCUGCACCAGACUGAAGAAUUUCUUAAUCUGCCUCUCUGUCUGCUCUUGGACAUCAUCAAAGAUGGUGUUCCAAGCUCCCAGAAUCCAACAGUGGCCAUCGAGUCGUGGAUAAACCACAACAAGGUUGAAAGAGAAGAGUUCUCCUGUAUCCUUCAAGAGAAUCUUAAGGAAAUCGGUGAGAAUGUCCACAUUUACCUGAUUGGCAAAGAGGAGACGAGGACUCACUCCCUGGCUGUAUCGCUGCAUUGUGACGAGGACGAUGCGAUCAGCGUCAGCGGGCAGAACAGUUUAUGCCACGAGAUCACUGCGGCCUGUAAACAUGGAGGAGACCUGUACGUGGUGGGGGGUUCAAUCCCCCGCCGCAUGUGGAAGUGCAACAUGCACACCAUGGACUGGGAGCGCUGUGCUCCACUGCCCAGAGACCGCCUCCACCACACCAUGGUCUCUGUCUCCACUGAGGACGCUAUCUACUCGCUGGGAGGUAAGACGCUCCAGGACACCCUCUCUAAUGCCGUCAUCUACUACACAGUGAAGGACAACAUGUGGACAGAGACCAGCCAGCUGGACACGGCAGUUUCUGGGGCUGCUGGCGUCAACCUGGGAGGCACCAUCUACUUGCUCGGCGGGGAGGAGAAUGACAUGGACUUUUUCACUAAACCCUCCCGCCUCAUUCAGUGCUUUGACACCUCCUCUCAAAAGUGCCAGAUCAAACAGUACAUGCUGCCGUUUGCCGGCUGCAUGCACGCUGCGGUGCACAUGGAUGUGAUCUUUAUCGUAGCAGAAGGAGACUCUCUGGUUUGCUACAACCCUCUGCUGGAGAGCUUUACCCGCCUGCGCUUCCCUGAGGUCUGGAGCUGUGUUCCUUCACUGUGGAAGGUAGCGAGUUGUAACGGCUGCAUAUACGUCUUCAGAGACAAAUGUAAGAAGGGGGACGCAAACACGUUAAAGUUUAACCCAGCCACGUCUGUCGUAUCCGUUAUCAGAGGUAUUAAAAUCCUCCUGACAAACUGGCAGUUUGUUCUGGCCUAACCUGUCCUCUGGAUGUUCACACUGUGGUCCAGACACUCUGCACAGACAAUCAGGGAAGACUGCUGGAUAACUUACCAUGACUUCACUCUCCAGACAUCCUGUGAGGAGACCUGCCCUAAAUGUAUUUACUCAGCUGUGUCACUCAUUCCAUUCACACUUCACCUCCAGCCUCGUAACGACGGUUCACUUGUAUUACAGUGCGUCUCAUUGUGGAGCCGUUAGCUGAGAAGUCAAACAAUGUGUGGUGAUGCUGUAACCAGUGACAAACUAAAUCUGUUGCUUCCUGUGCACUGCUUGUUUGUUGACAUGCAUGAACCGCUUUAGUGUAAAAAGUCUGCUGAACACAAAACAUCCUCCAGUGUAUUUUAAGUGAUUAAGCGUGUCAUGAUGUUGUAGGUUGAAUAUCCUCAGAUGUCCAGUUUUACGUCAUCGUGCAGAAACAUAACAGGAUGUUUUCUAACUUUUCAAUUUUUCACAAUUUCUUGUCUUAAGAUUGUAUUUUUUGAUGUACAGUGUACAUGUUCAUGUUAAACUGUUAACUGAAAUGUCAAAUAUAUCACUGUAGCUACGA